AUGCCUCCUCAGGUCACCCUCGGCAUCAGUAUCCCUUUCUGGAGACUGUCGACCUCAGCUUCAACAUUAGCAUCAACUAAGAAGAAGAACCCAUCCCCAUCCCCAUCGAAAGAAUCAUCAACAACACAACCCUCCUCAGCAACACCAACCAGCAAAAAGACAACGACGAGCAAUAGAAAGCCUUCCUCAACCAACAGCACACCCCUACCCCCAAACUCCGCCUCCUCUGUCGAGGUCCCAGACUACAAACACUCAAAGACAAAGCCUCGCCAGGACCUGGACAGACUACAGGCCCUUGUCGACCAACUCCUCUCCACCAACGCUCUGGUCUCAAAACGCGAUAUCCUGAUCCAACAUCCCGAACAGGCACCACUGCUGGCAUGGAUCUAUGACCCGCAACGGCAGUUCUAUGUCCGUCCUGCCAAUAUUGUCAAGUAUGCACAGCGUUGGGCCAAGCAGCAGGAUGAGGCACUUGCGGCGGCCAAGGCUGCUGUUGUUGCCGGUGGUGGGGCGUCUGAUUUUGACGGGGGAGCAGGACCGGGGUCGUCGUUGCCUACAACGGAACAUCCGUCCGGAGUAAAAUCGAAGGCAGCUCAGUCAGGGCAGGAGUUCGACACUCUCCCUUCACUUUUGGAGGCUCUUUCGUCCAGGUCCAUCGUUGGUCACGCAUCACUGGACGCUAUUCUGACAUUCAUGGAUCGAUUCUGCGGACCUGGUUCUGGAUCAUCAUUCGAACCGCUCGACUCCAUUUCAUCGCCAGAAGGAUCCUACGAUCGUGCGAUGGCGACGUUAUUGUCAACUCCACGAUCGAAACUCCUUCUCAAGAUCCUGGACAAGAACCUCAAGGCUGGAUGCGGGAUUGCGUUGAUCCGGGAGGCGUUUCCGUCGUUGUUGUUGCCCGGGUUCCAUGUGGCUCUGGGCAAGCACAUGCCGCUCGAGAGUGCGCGUGAGCUGUUUGAAAAGGCGACGAAAUCAAUCGAGAAAACAACAAAAGGCAAGAAGCCAAAGAUGGCGGCCUCGGAUCCAAAUAUUGACAACGCAGAGUGGCUUGGGUCGCGGAAACUGGACGGCGUGCGGUGUCUGGUGCGGAUUGAUCGGAAAACAGGAAAUAUCACGACACUGUCUAGAGCUGGACGUGAGUUUGACGGCUUGGGCAAGAUCCAGGAUGCGUUCCGUUCGAUUAUGAGAAUGGGACAAAGUAACGAUGAGACUCAAGGUCGGGACGAGUUCUUUAGACAAGCAUUUGGACUGCUUGGCAAGGACGGGUCUGCGUUGCCAGAAGCGCUCGUUUUGGAUGGCGAGAUGUGUGUGUUUAUGGCGGAGCCGGUUCAGGAACAACCGCCAGGGAACAAUCAAUCAUCGUCGUCAUCGUCGCCACCGUCACCAGUCCUUGUUGGCUUGCUGAAAGAGGAUGGUCUGGGCAGGGAGCAAUUCACCAAGGCGAUCACCUUUGUAACGCGAGGCGCCAUCGAGAAUUCACUUGAUGCUGACGACGAUAGGCUCUCCAAGGACAAAUCGACAACAACAUCACCAGUUGGCGGUUCAGAGGAAAUGAACCUGGAGUACGAUCGGCCUAUCUACUGUAUAUUUGAUUGUCUGACAGACAAGGAAUUCAAGGAUCGGGAAGGAGCACGACCAUUGUUGGACAGGAUUGGAGGUGUGACCCGAGCAUUGAUGCAGUCCAAGGGUGUACAGGAAAGUGGUGGACUUGUCAAGGUCUUGAGCCAGACCAAGGUCGAGUCGUUUGAGCAGCUGCAGAAGAUGGUCACCCAAAGUGUUGGGCGCGGAUGGGAGGGUGUCGUCCUCCGAAAGAACGUUGGCUACGAAGGCAAACGCAGUCGGAACCUGCUCAAAUUCAAAGAGUUCCAGGAAGCAGAAUUCAUCGUCGAAGAAGCAACAUUGGGAACAAUGCGUCUCCCACUCAACGGCGAAUUUAAAGAACGCUACUGCCUCACCAGCGUCACAGUUGUCCAUCGAGGCAACAGAGUCGGCGUCGGGUCUGGGUUCUCUGCCGAGGAGCGGAUCCGGUUCGGCAAAGAUCCUAGUCUGAUCGUUGGCAAGACUAUUACCGUCAAGUACUUUGAAGAAUCUAAGACGUAUUCCUCCACCGCUGGUAAUGUGAGCAGUGGUGGUAGGAGUGAUGACGAGGCCGGUUCUGGGAAUGUGAAUGAUAGGGUGUACAGGAGUCCUAGUAGGGUCAGGUCGACUUCAUCUUCGAUCGGUCAAAGUGCUGACGACGACAAGGACGUGGAUGAGGAUAAAGGGGACGGUGGGGAUGUCGUGUGGAGUCUGAGGUUCCCGAUCGUCAAAGCCAUCUACGGCGACGGGCCACGAGAGUUGUAG
This is a messenger RNA of Linnemannia hyalina, 2343 nucleotides long. The record is from the annotation of a GenBank genome assembly. Lineage: Eukaryota; Fungi; Mortierellomycota; Mortierellomycetes; Mortierellales; Mortierellaceae.